UACUAGCUUCCCGCGCAAUCUCCUAUUUCUCGCUUGCCAUCCGUGCAGUUAACGUCAGAGGCCACGCAAUAAUGAAAUAAUUGCAAAAAUGAGCGAAAGGGAAAGCCGUGAGAAUGCCUCGCUCUCUAGCUCGCUACCUCCAGCACAAAUGGCACCAGCCGAAGUGGCACCAGUCCAAGUGGCACCAGUCCAAGUGCCUCCAGCCCAGAUGCCACCAGCACAAGUGCCACCAGCACAAGUGCCACCAGCACAAGUGCCACCAGCACAAGUGCCACCAGCACAAGUGCCACCAGCACAAGUGCCACCAGCACAAGUGCCAUCAGCCCAGAUGCCACCAGCACAGGUCCGCAGCAGUCUGCUGCAAAUUCCCCACGGCUACCGUCGUACGGAUCAUAUCCAUCGGCUGAUGGAGAAUUUGCAGCAACAAAUGGAUGUUCUGCAAAGGCAGGCUGAAGAAGCCGAUAAAGAGGAAGGACGAGGAGCAGGACAACAAGAGAUCGGACGAGGAAGAGAGUAAUGGGCAGGACGCGGAAGAGAACAAGGAGCUGGUGGAGGAAGAGGACAAGGGGCAGGGCGAGGAAGCAGGGGACCAGAGAGGAAGAAUCGAGGAGGAAAAAAAAGGAGAAGCGGGAUGCAGCCUAUUGGAAAUCACAAUAUUUUCAAUCCAGGAAUGAUCGUCCAGGUCCUCCACCUCCUCCUGGAGUAGGUCAAGGCAUGUUUGGCAAAGGCUCAGUGUUUUAUUUCAAUUGUGGAUAAAAUACUGAGUCUUGCUUUUAUUAGCUCCUACCCUCUCUGAUAUCAUAGCAUAUUUUUCAUAUUUUCUUAAAUCCAAGUUUUCAUAUCUAUAUAUUAAGGCGCCUCACCAGUAUUAUAAAUUAAAUGGCUAAGCGAAUGGAUUCUUUUGCGUACUUGAACCUUAAAUACUUUAAAUUUAGUUAGUUAUUAUAUAAAAAAAUGUUAAAAACUUAUAAUAAUGUUAAAAAUAACAAAAAAAAACAAAAAAUGAAUGUUAAAAUACUAAUGUAAAAAAAUGUUGUAAAAACAUGGAAAAAAACGUACUUUUACACACUGUGACGAGGCAACAUAACCAUAAAGGUUAUGUUAACACCCCCCCCCCCCUCCGCACGCCCCCUAUUCUAUUCUAUUAGUAUUUACUCAUUCGUUUGCACACCGUUGGAGAACCUCUUCCCAUAAGUCCUUCCCCCUCCCCCGAUCCCCUACUCACCGCGCUCGGACAGGGCGAGAACCGUCGGAGAGAAUCACCACUGGAGGAUAGGAUGACGUAGGUCUUCCCCCUCCUUCCCACGGUCCGCUACUCAUCACGCUCACGCUCAAGGAGGAAGUGGAUGACGUAGCCCCCCCCCCGCCGCAGUCCCCUGUUCAACACGCGACUCAGGACAAUGGGCCCACACGCACGUUGCGUAGUGCGUCUCCCCGCAACCCCUCGGCCCACGAAGACGCCCACAAGCAUCGAUCGGUUGAUCAGGGGAAGGCGAAUAUUACACCCCGGAAAUGGACGAAUAUAGGCCGAGGACCCCCGAAUACUUCGAGGAGAUCCUAGAGUGGCUAAUCGAUCGCCACUCGUCGUUCAGCUGUCGCUAAGAGCAGUACAUUGUUUUUCAAUAAUUAAUAAAAUCAAUCGCGGAAAGAUAGUCAAGUGACCCAGGAUCGCCCGAGUUCAAAGAGAGGCUCUUCUGGACCCGGCUCAAUCCCACAGACCCCCGGAAAAGGGUGGACACCCCCUAAAAAAAACCCAGAGAGGAAAACCGGGGAAAAUCAGGACAACAUCAUCGGCCGAGUGAGUACCUUUUCUUUCCCCUCAUUACCCAGCGGCAUCAUUUCCCCCAGUUACGUUUCCCAGAACCCCUCCAACGGUGGUAAUUCACAUUGUUCUUUCUUUAGAUCAAUAAGAUCAUUAUUAUUAUUGUUUAUAUUACUGUUAUUGAUUCCAUGAAUUCUCCCCCUUUUUCUUAAAUGUAGAGCCACCCCCUUUUCUUUGUAUAAUAUCAAAAGUGGUCCAACAAGUGACCUGCCUGCCCCUCACUCCUGAGAAUUCCCAGAAACAGGCAUUAUUUCAAUCAUUGUA
Molecule: messenger RNA, 2086 nt
Organism: Diachasmimorpha longicaudata
Lineage: Eukaryota; Metazoa; Arthropoda; Insecta; Hymenoptera; Braconidae
Exons: 4
Coding region: 89-517 (142 amino acids)
Source: RefSeq, a predicted model, not a curated record